This is a messenger RNA of Oncorhynchus masou masou (cherry salmon), 1872 nucleotides long. Its product is annotated as mucin-2-like. The transcript has 2 exons. Bases 1 to 1872 code for a protein of 623 amino acids. Lineage: Eukaryota; Metazoa; Chordata; Actinopteri; Salmoniformes; Salmonidae. The record is from RefSeq and is a predicted model, not a curated record.
AUGCAGUACACUGACUCCAUAGACUACACGCAGUACACUGACUCCAUAGACUACACGCAAGCUCACCCAUCCGCCCCUCCAACCAGAGCGCCACCCAUCCACCCCUCCAACCAGACUGCCACCCAUCCACACUCCAACCAGACCGCCACCCAUCCGCCCUCCAACCAGACCGCCACCCAUCCACCCUCCAACCAGACCGCCACCCAUCCGCCCUCCAACCAGACCGCCACCCAUCAGCCCUCCAACCAGACCGCCACCCAUCCGCCCUCCAACCAGACCGCCACCCAUCCGCCCUCCAACCAGACCGCCACCCAUCCACCCUCUAACCAGACCGCCACCCAUAUACCCUCUAACCAGACCGCCACCCAUCCACCCUUCAACCAGAACGCCACCCAUCCACCCUCUAACCAGACCGCCACCCAUCCACCCUCCAACCAGACCGCCACCCAUCCGCCUUCCAACCAGAGCGCCACCCAUCCACCCUCCAACCAGAGCACCACCCAUCCACCCUCCAACCAGACCGCCACCCAUCCGCCUUCCAACCGGACCGCCACCCAUCGACCCUCCAACCAGACCGCCACCCAUCCACCCUCUAACCAGACCGCCACCCAUCCGCCUUCCAACCAGACCGCCACCCAUCCGCCUUCCAACCAGAUCGCCACCCAUCCACCCUCUAACCAGACCGCCACCCAUCCACCCUCCAACCAGACCGCCACCCAUCCGCCCUCCAACCAGACCGCCACCCAUCCACCCUCCAACCAGAGCACCACCCAUCCACCCUCCAACCAGACCGCCACCCAUCCGCCUUCCAACCGGACCGCCACCCAUCGACCCUCCAACCAGACCGCCACCCAUCCGCCUUCCAACCAGAGCGCCACCCAUCCACCCUCCAACCAGAGCACCACCCAUCCACCCUCCAACCAGACCGCCACCCAUCCGCCUUCCAACCGGACCGCCACCCAUCGACCCUCCAACCAGACCGCCACCCAUCCACCCUCUAACCAGACCGCCACCCAUCCGCCUUCCAACCAGACCGCCACCCAUCCGCCUUCCAACCAGAUCGCCACCCAUCCACCCUCUAACCAGACCGCCACCCAUCCACCCUCCAACCAGACCGCCACCCAUCCGCCCUCCAACCAGACCGCCACCCAUCCGCCUUCCAACCAGACCGCCACCCAUCCACCCUCUAACCAGACCGCCACCCAUCCACCCUCUAACCAGACCGCCACCCAUCCGCCUUCCAACCAGACUGCCGCCCUCCAACCAGACCGCCACCCAUCCGCCCUCCAACCAGAGCGCCACCCAUCCACCCUCCAACCAGAGCGCCCUCCAACUAGACCGCCCUCCAACCAUACCGUCACCCAUCCGCCUCCAACCAGACCGCCCCUCCAAUCAGACCGCCCUCCAACCAGACCGCCCUCCAACCAGACCGCCACCCAUCCGCCUCCAACCAGACCGUCACCCAUCCGCCCUCCAACCAGACCGCCCUCCAAUCAGACCGCCCUCCAACCAGACCGCCACCCAUCCGCCUCCAACCAGACCGUCACCCAUCCACCCUCCAACCAGAGCGCCCUCCAACUAGACCGCCCCUCAACCAGACCGUCACCCAUCCGCCCUCCAACCAGACCGCCCUCCAAUCAGACCGCCACCCAUCCGCCCUCCAACCAGACCGCCCUCCAACCAGACCGCCACCCAUCCGCCAACCAACCAGACCGCCCUCCAACCAGACCGCCCUCCAACCAGACCGUCACCCAUCCGCCCUCCAACCAGACCGCCUCCAAUCAGACCGCCCUCCAACUAGACCGCCACCCAUCCGCCCCUCCAACCAGACCGUCACCCAUCCACCCUCCAACCAGAGCGCCCUCCAACUAG